Bombina bombina (fire-bellied toad) is the source of this 3286-nucleotide messenger RNA. It is a transcript of the gene SGSM2, whose product is annotated as small G protein signaling modulator 2. The record is from RefSeq and is a predicted model, not a curated record. Bases 1 to 3240 code for a protein of 1079 amino acids. The transcript has 24 exons. Lineage: Eukaryota; Metazoa; Chordata; Amphibia; Anura; Bombinatoridae. Gene Ontology annotation, molecular function: GTPase activator activity.
AUGCUCUACUUUUUAAAUGUAAGUCGGUUUCUAUUCUUGCUUCCUACUGCUGAGAUUCAGCUUGUUACUGACCUCAUUUUUCUGCAGCCCAAACACUUGCUCACUAAGGUGAAGCAGCUGAUGGAAGAAGCAGUGACUAGGAAGUUUGUACAUGAAGACAGCAGUCACAUUAUUGCUCUGUGUGGUGUGGUGGAGGCAUGCUUUCUGCAUCUCCUGAAGAGGAGGGCCGCCGGUUUCUUGCGGCGUGAUAAAGUUGCAGCACUCUUUAUGAAAGUAGCUAAGACAUGUGCUACUGCUGCAGACAUAUGCAAGAAAGUGCAGGACCUACAGCUGCAGGUAGAAGGCAGGAAGAAUCUCUCCAAUGGGCAGGAAUCAUUAAAGAGACAGAACUCCAGUACAGCAAGACCCGUCACCCUCACACCACAAGCUCUUAAACACAUAUGGGUUCGGACUGCCUUGAUUGAGCGAGUGUUGGAUAAAAUUGUAGAAUACAUUGUAGAUAAUUGCAGCAAAUAUUAUGAGAAAGAAUCUUUAAUGUCUGAUCCAGUUUGUGGUCCAAUUUUGGCUGCUCUUUUGGUGGGUCCCUGUGCGUUAGAAUACACAAAGUUAAAGACAGCUGAUCAUUACUGGACAGAUCCAUCUGCUGAUGAGCUGGUGCAGAGACACAGGAUCCAUGGUACUCAUAGCCGGCAAGACUCCCCCUGCAAACGGCCAGCUCUGGGGGUUAAGAAACGUCACUCCAGUGGUAGCACGUCAGAAGAUAAGUUUGCUGCUUCAGCUAGAGAAUAUGUUGAGUCCUUGCAUCAAAAUUCUAAAACACAUCUUCUGUAUGGAAAAAAUAAUGUAUUAGUCCAACCAAAGGAAGAUAUGGAAGCUAUACCUGGCUACCUUUCGCUGCACCAAAGUGGUGAAAAUCUGACCUUAAAAUGGACUCCAAAUCAACUAUUAAAUGGCACAUUGGGUGACUCUGAGCUUGAGAAAAGUAUAUUCUGGGAUUAUGCACUGAUUAUGCCAAUAAGUCAGAUCGUCUGUAUUCACUGUCACCAGCAGCCAGAAAGCAGAGGGAUCCUUGUGCUGGUGAGUCAGGAUGGUAUACAGAGGCCUCCGCUCCACUUUCCACCUGGCGGUCAUCUUCUUGCAUUUCUAUCCUGCCUUGAAAAUGGACUUCUGCCGAAGGGGCAGUUAGAACCUCCACUGUGGUCCCAACGUGGGAAGGGGAAAGUAUUUCCAAAACUCAGAAAAAAAAAUAGUUCCAACAAAUCAGUUGAUAUGGAUGACAACGCUGUAGAAGAGAUAAGCACUGAUUACGUCUUCAGAAUCAUCUAUGCAGGACACAGGCAUGAUAAUCUCACUAUUAACUACCACCACUUAGCAGCCAGUCGCUCCGUCUCUGUUGAUGAUGAUGAGGAAGAGGAAGAGGAAGAUAGGCUUCACGCUAUGCUGUCCAUGAUCUCCUCUCGGAACCUCACAGCUCCUAAUACGAUGAAAGACUCCAGUGAUGUCAUAGAGAUGCAAGGCUUCGGUGCUAAUCUUUUACCUUGGCAGCAAAAUGACCUCUGCAGCCAGGGCUCUUCCUGUCUUUCCUGCUCCACAGGCAGUUCUCCCUAUGAUAUUUCUAGCUGCUGUAGCUGUGUCCAUGACAGGACACCACUCAAAUUACUGUGUGAAAAUAUGAAGAAACAGAUUGUCUCUCGGGCCUUCUAUGGAUGGCUGGCCUACUGUCGCCAUUUGUCUACUGUUCGUACACAUCUCUCUGCCCUGGUGAAUCAUUCAAUUAUUCCGCCUGAUAAACCUACAGAUGCGUCAGGAGGAUUAACCAAAGAAGUAUGGAGCAAAUAUCAGAAGGAUUUGAAGAAUUACAAAGAGCUGGAGUUGCUCAGGUUAGUGUAUUACGGCGGUGUGGAACAUGAGAUCCGAAAAGAGGUUUGGCCAUUCCUGCUUGGACAUUACAAAUUUGGAAUGACAAAAAAAGAAAUGGAUAGGGUUGAUGAGGCAAUUGCUUCCAGGUACCAAAAGGUAAUGGCAGAAUGGGAGGCCUGUGAGGUGAUCGUAAAGAGAAGAGAAAAGGAAUCUCACUCAGCAAUUUAUGCCAAGCUCUCGUCAGGCAGUAGCAUAGACAGCCAUGUGCUACGUUUGAUUCACCGAGACUCCACAAUCAGUAAUGAUGUUUUCAUGUCUACAGAAGAAGUAGACACAUCCGACAAAGAUUUAAAAGGUCGAAAUAAAGCAUCUACUCUGGUCAAUGCCAACACUACAGCGGCAAUGGCUCCAGCAGAUCCACAGCAGUCUGUGGAAUUUGAUUCUCCAGAUUCGGGUCUUCCCUCUUCCCGCAAUUAUUCUGUGACCUCAGGCUGCCUCUCUAGCAUAGACGAUGGCCAGAGUAUGUGCUUUGAGGAAGAGGAAUCUAGCACAGAGUCCGACAGAACAGAAAUAAAUGUGUGUCCUCCACGAAAAAGCAAAGCUGUCCUCAAAAUGCAGGACUCCAUAUGUGAGGAGCAGCUGUCUGCUGAACUGGAAUAUUUAAACACUGCAGAUGACAUUUCUUCCAUGUGUCCUACAUCAUAUACUAUAGAAUUACUUGACACAAUUGCCUUAAACUUGCACCGCAUUGACAAAGAUGUCCAGCGAUGUGAUCGUAAUUACUGGUAUUUCACAGCUGACAAUUUAGUAAAGCUACGUAACAUCAUGUGCAGCUAUGUGUGGGAACACCUGGAUGUAGGCUAUGUCCAAGGAAUGUGCGACCUGCUGGCGCCACUGAUGGUUGUACUAGAUAACGAUUUAUUGGCAUACAGCUGUUUUACCCAACUAAUGAAAAGAAUGAGUCAGAACUUCCCAAAUGGAGGCGCCAUGGAUACACACUUUGUAAACAUGCGCUCCUUGAUUCAGAUUUUGGAUUCAGAACUAUUUGAGCUUAUGCACCAAAAUGGAGACUACACACACUUCUACUUCUGCUACCGCUGGUUCCUUCUUGAUUUCAAAAGAGAGUUGCUGUAUGAGGAUGUGUUUGCAGUAUGGGAAGUUAUUUGGGCUGCCAAACACAUCUCUUCUGCACAUUUUGUCCUGUUCAUUGCUCUUGCUCUGGUUCAAGUGUACAGAGAGAUUGUGCGUGACAACAACAUGGACUUCACAGAUAUAAUCAAGUUCUUUAACGAAAUGGCUGAGCAUCAUGAUGCACAACUUAUUCUGAGGAUAGCCCGAGACCUAGUUCUUAAAGUACAAACUCUCAUAGAAAACAAAUGAACAUCUGCCUCAUUCAAGUGGAAAACUUAAAACCCAGGAUCAUCAC